This is a messenger RNA of Dermochelys coriacea (leatherback sea turtle), 942 nucleotides long. RefSeq names its product biphenyl hydrolase like (gene BPHL). Bases 42 to 938 code for a protein of 298 amino acids. The transcript has 7 exons. Lineage: Eukaryota; Metazoa; Chordata; Testudines; Dermochelyidae. The record is from RefSeq and is a predicted model, not a curated record.
GCCCGAAAGAGCGGCGCCCGAGGCGGCUGCGGGGAGCGGGAAUGGCUCGGCCGGGCGCUGGCGGGGCGCUGCUGCGGAUUCUCCUCUCCCGGCUCCCGCCGGCCGCGCGGCAGGCGGCGCCGCUCGGGCUCCGGGGACCUGCUGCUGCCGCCACCGCCGCCUCCUACGGUACUUCAAUAACAUCUGCUAAAAUUAAAGUGAAUGGAGUACCCCUGCAUUAUCAACAGACAGGACAAGGGGAUCAUGCAGUUCUGCUGCUUCCUGGGAUGUUAGGGAGUAGUCAAACUGAUUUUGGACCACAGCUCAAAUCUAUGAACAAGCAGCUGUUCACAAUAGUUGCCUGGGAUCCUCGGGGCUAUGGACAUUCCAUCCCUCCACCUCGAGAUUUUCCUCCAGAUUUCUUUGAAAGGGAUGCAAGAGAUGCUGUUGAUCUGAUGCAGGCAUUGAAGUUUAAGAAGUUCUCUUUGCUGGGAUGGAGUGAUGGUGGGAUUACAGCUCUCAUAGCAGCUGCAAAAUAUCCAACCCUUAUCCAUAAAUUAGUUGUUUGGGGAGCAAACGCCAUUGUUACUCAGGAGGAUCUGAAGCUUUACAAUGCUAUCCGAGAUGUUUCAAAAUGGAGUGAAAAGAUCAGGAAACCAAUGGAAGAAGUGUAUGGACAUGAAUAUUUUGCAAAAACUUGUGAGGCCUGGGUGGAUGGAAUCUCUCAGUUUGCUGACAAGCCAGAUGGUAACAUUUGUCAACAUUUACUGCCUCACAUAAAGUGUCCAACAUUUAUAAUACAUGGUGGAAAAGACCCUUUGGUACCACAGUUUCACGCGGACUAUCUUCACAAGCACAUCAAAGGGUCACGGUUGUUUCUGAUGCCAGAAGGAAAGCACAAUCUACAUUUACGCUUUGCGGAAGAAUUCAACAGAUUAGUAGAAGAUUUCCUACAAUAGAGUU